GAGAAUACCACCAUAGAUGCAAUUAAAGACAAAGCUUCAAAAACAAUCCUCAGUUUGAAUGGAACUCGACCAUAGAACGAAUAUAAUUUUUACAUACAAUUUUCGUUUAAUUAAAACAUACUUCACGUUUUGCGAAUAGAUGAAAAGCGCAAAACCCUGUUAUAACCACGCUCUCGUUUCAGAGAGAUAAUUAUUAAGCGUGCAACUGAAUCGUUGGUCCACGUCAUGUGAAAAACUAACCCACCACCAAGACAAUUCUCCCUGAAUUCUAGCAUAAGUGUCACUAGGAAGAAUUAAUAGUCAAGGUUGAACGUGGGGAUGGAGCAUUACGAGGUGUCGCCAAUAAGUCAACGGAUCUUGUGGCUCAAUGGACAGCACAUGAAGCCUUCCGUGGGCGUGACGGCCCUAAGCAGGGCUCUCGGAUUCCUUUACGAUAGCCGGCAACCUCAGGUGGUAUGGCAGCCAGCGUGCAGCUCGACAGGCCUAAGGUGCAGAGAGUCAAGGGACACACGAGCAGCGUUCAUGUAGUCCAGAGUCCUGGAACGGUCUCAACGUCAGUGCAGAUGGGCACGUACCUCACAUUCUACGUGGAAAACUUCCACACCAUCAAGCAGUGUUGCCUGGUGUUGGAAGGGCUGUGGAAGCUACACAAGGAUAGCAAAGACUCGCCGCACGAAGGAGCUUACGACACGGGCAAGAUUUGGUUGACGCGGAUCAAUACAACCGACAUACAUGACUUGCAGCCUCAGCCCCAUGAUCCAAGCCAUCUGACAACAGACCUAUUCAAAACAGGACCGGGCGCUAGGACACAUAGAUUCAGCCCAGCCAAAUCCAAAAAUAAGUGUAGUAUCAACACCAGAAAAACACCAAGCUAUAAAAUCAAUCCGUCAAAACGAAAAUCUCACAGACGGGGUUCGUCCAAACUGUCGCCAGCGAGAGCGCAGCAAGCCGCGGACCAGCACCGCAGUUCCACCAAACUCAGGGGAGCAGCGGCAUCCAUGGUCUAUCGUGAGGCAGCUCAUCGCCAUGGCGUCCAAGAAGAAAUCUCCAAUUCUGCGUCACGCGCCAGCCAAGAAGGAAGCAGCGAUUACGAAACAGAGGAUGAAGAUGCCGACAAAUUUAUCGAUGAUCCUUUGGACUCGAGUCUUUAUUCCGACAAUUCCGACGCCCGUGAGAGCGUAAGGGAAAAACCACGGGUGAGAAAAGUAAAGCGCAACAGUCUAGGGUCUGGAUUCAAGCCAAUAUUAGGGCCAAAUUUUAACCUCAUCUGUAAUAAAAUGAAUGAAAAACGGGUUGCAUUAGCAGUGCAAUAUACCAACGAAGGCCACAAAUCUGGACACCGGCACUCGACCACGGCUAGUGGCUGCGAAGAGCCUGUAGACGCAAAGCCGAGCGCUAUGACAUUUCCCAAUGCGCUUUCGUCUCGAAAUUCAUCAGUUGAUCGAAACAAAAACGUUUCGGAGGAGAAAGAAAACAAAAUUAGAAUUUCCCACGGGCCUCCAAGGGAAAGUUUGAUCUCUACAGCUCCGAUGUUCAAUAAAACGGAAAUGGUGACCGAGAGGAGGAAGCUCGUCGAUUUGAGUUUUCACGAGUCCGCCGAAAAAUGGUCCGUCAGUAGCGAGUACGAGUCAGACAGCGACGACGGUGUAAUUAAGAAGCAGGAGGCAUUCAUCAACAUCGAUAUAACCGAACUACUUCACGAGUUGCCUCGUGUAUUCAAGAGGCCGCACACCAAAGCAACGUUAGAGGAUAAAUCAAAGGAGGAUGGGGACAAUUUAGCGAACAAAAUACAAACAUCUCAAGCUGCAGAUUUCAAACAAGAGCAUGAAGAAUAUCGGUGGUCAGGAAACUGUGAUAUGAAACAGGAUCGAUAUUACAACAGUAAAUCCGACAGCGACGUGCGCAGAUGUUCCCCGCGCACAGAGAUGCAAGACCACAACAUGAGGGAAGCUACGAGUGAUCCCGAGUUUAGAAAAUCUUUAACCCAUAAAAUUCUUCCCGACGAUCCCCCGGACAUGCAAAUUCCUGAACAACACUCGAGCCAAUAUCAGCCCAAGCCAUAUUCAAACUCAUCAAAGAUGAAUGGAGUUAAAUUUUCAACUAGUGAAAAUGGCGGAGACAGCACAACAGAAAAAAUACAGGAAGAAGAAAUUCGUCAUAACCAUUAUGGAAAUAACGGGAACGUUGAUCUCAGGAGUAAAGUUAGACACAACGAAAGAUUAACUUCUAGAAUCUCGAGCAAAUCUAAAAACAAAAUCAAUGGCAGUCUCUCCAAUCUCAUUCGUUCACCCCUGAAACUCUUCAAGAAUUUCGAAACGGACAGAAAAAAAGACACUUCGUACCAAAGCAAACAGCGUGAACAAGACAAUACGCCAACAUAUCACAGAGGUCCUACUCAAGCACAUGUGCCAUCCAAUGGUAAAUAUUGCCGCGUUGAAACUAAUAACGAUAUGAACACUGAACAGCGGCAGCCGAAAAGCUUCUCAGGGCUAGAAUCAAAAUUUUUACAAUCAGCACACCAAGGCACAUCUGUGCUGGACUCUCCACGAAGAAAUCUAAACAAUUCUUCUGACCACAUAGACACGAGUCCGCUCGCAAAUGCAAAAAGAACAAUGUCAGCUACAAGGCUCAAUAUAGGUAAUGAAAAUAUGGACAGCUUUUUUGCAGCUCAACGAAUCGUGGAUACGAGAGACCGAAGUGGGUCGCACACACACAAUAGAACUCAUUCCGCUUCAUCUAUAUUCAUCGACCAAGCUCGGUAUAAGAGCCCCCUUGAGGAUGUUGCUUUGAAGACGAGCUCACAAAAUCACAUUAACGAAGAAAAAGAUCAUACAACAACGACAGGUGAAUUAAUUGGAUCAACGGUCCAUGAUUCACCAAUAACUCGAGGGUCAAGGGAACAUCUAGCAACUCAUCAGUUUAAUAGAACAGAAAUAUUUUCACACGAGAGUAACGCAUCCCUCAGCAUGCCAAGAAGACAAUCAAUAAAAGAGGGGACAUCAGAACAGGAAUUGGUGGACCUCACAGAAGUGGCAGUUCCAGAGACGGCUUUGUUGGUGCUCAAGCUGGAGCCCAGCGUCCCCCACCAGGCGUGGCAGUUCAAGAGAGCUAUUCUCAAGGUGUACCACACAGACCAAGCAGUGGCAAGGGCUGCAGCUGCGCCGCGAGCGUCCUCUAGAGCAACAGAAAGCAAGCAAUCUAAGUCAGCCCUCAGGAGGAAAGAUCGCCUCUACCGCAAGCAAAGAUGAACCUUCAAAGCUCAUUUAAUUUAUUUGAAUAACACCUUAUGAUUGUGUAGAUAAUAGAAAAAAAUUACUUUUAAAGUUAACGGAUUUUGUACGCGAUUCCUAUGAGUGCCUUUGCAACAAGUCAUGUGAUAGUAAGAACAACGAAUGUCUGACAUCAAUAAAGAUUGAUUAUAGUGUGAAGAGAACGUA
Molecule: messenger RNA, 3437 nt
Organism: Hyalella azteca
Lineage: Eukaryota; Metazoa; Arthropoda; Malacostraca; Amphipoda; Hyalellidae
Exons: 6
Coding region: 456-3248 (930 amino acids)
Source: RefSeq, a predicted model, not a curated record